AUGGGUCAAGCAGGGUAUUCACAACUCAGCCAAGAUGAGGAGAAAUCAGUGCAGAAUGGACAUGAAAAUCUAUUCGACAGAUCAUCAUACCGCUCUAAACUUUCUCGAUCUCCCUUUUUCUACGUCGUAGACAUAAUACUCGCGCUCGCAGUCGCUUUCCUGCUCUUUCGACAACGAUCAUUUGAGAAAGUUCAGCAAUUUGACCUAAGCAGCGAUAUUACAGGUUACGUGCCACAGAUUGACCACCGCCUAGUCACAUUUACAAAACAACCGUAUUUUAUUUCCAACCACAGCAGUCUAGAGUCACUGAGACAGGCCAGGGAACACUGGAAAACGCUCGUUCCUCCUGGCCAAGGCUUUGUAGAGAUAGAUGAGGAGCUCGUGAAGAACCGUGCCAUGCCAAAAAAGAUUACAUGGAAGCAAGAUGGUGUGGAAGACCGAUAUAUGUACGGCACUGCAAUUGUGCAUUCCAUUCAUUGCCUGUAUUCGAUAAUGGCUGAAUACGAUGCCCUUGCUCUAGGGUUGAAAAGCAUGCCACGCGACACGUUACAUAUGGUGCGAGAAAGCUUUUAG
Messenger RNA from Talaromyces proteolyticus, 573 nucleotides. RefSeq lists its product as uncharacterized. Bases 1 to 573 code for a protein of 190 amino acids. The record is from RefSeq and is a predicted model, not a curated record. Gene Ontology annotation, biological process: mycotoxin biosynthetic process. Lineage: Eukaryota; Fungi; Ascomycota; Eurotiomycetes; Eurotiales; Trichocomaceae. The transcript has 2 exons.